UCCAAGGAGUUAAGAAAGGUCGGGGUGCUGCUUGUGAAAUGGAAGAGUGGGGGACUGGAAAAAUAAUACAUAUUGAAUUUGGUGCUAAUUGGAUGCCUAUUAAUGAAGAUGGAAAGAGGUUUAGUUCCCAACUUGGAGUCUUGGCUCGAGAUGGGCAGAAGGUUCCUCUAACAUAUACUUCAUGGAGUGGCAUGCCUCCUGAUGUAUUAAAUGGCAUUUGGAAAGAUGUCAAGGACAACACCGAUGUCCCAGAUGAAUAUAAACAUAGUUGCUUGAAGGUGGUUGGUAACAGAUGGAGGGAUUGGAAGAGUCGAGUCAAGACACGAUGGUAUGAUAAAUAUGAAACUGAUGAGGAACGACUAGCAAUCACGCCUAAUCAGGUUGUUAGAGAUCAAUGGAUACUAUUAGUAAAGUAUUGGGGUCUUCCGGAUGUACAGGAGCUGUGUGAGACAAAUAAACUUAGCCGUGCACAAGGAGGAGCCCCUCAUAGAACUGGUCGAAAAUCUUUUGCUAGAAUACGGAAAGAGCAACUUUCAGUUGGUAAUUGGAGCAUGCAUAAAUGCUUACCUUUGUUCAAACCUUGA
Molecule: messenger RNA, 584 nt
Organism: Rosa rugosa (rugosa rose)
Lineage: Eukaryota; Viridiplantae; Streptophyta; Magnoliopsida; Rosales; Rosaceae
Exons: 4
Coding region: 39-584 (181 amino acids)
Source: RefSeq, a predicted model, not a curated record